Cucumis melo (muskmelon) is the source of this 1278-nucleotide messenger RNA. RefSeq names its product patatin-like protein 2. The coding region runs from base 1 to 1278 and encodes 425 amino acids. Gene Ontology annotation, biological process: lipid metabolic process. The transcript has 6 exons. The record is from RefSeq and is a predicted model, not a curated record. Lineage: Eukaryota; Viridiplantae; Streptophyta; Magnoliopsida; Cucurbitales; Cucurbitaceae. Gene Ontology annotation, molecular function: monoacylglycerol lipase activity; glycerophospholipase activity.
AUGGCUAAUUCUGAGCUUGAUUCUGGAAAGGGGGAAUACAGAACAAUUUUGAGCAUUGAUGGAGGUGGCAUUAGAGGCAUUAUUCCCGGAGUUAUUCUAAAAUUUCUCGAGUUUGUGCUUCAGAAAUUGGAUGGAGAAGAUGCAAGAAUAGCAGAUUACUUUGACGUAAUUGCUGGUACAAGUACAGGUGGUUUGGUUGCCACGAUGCUUACAGCUCCUAACAAGAACAAUCAUAAACAACCUUUGUAUGCAGCGAAAGAUAUUGUAUCCUUCUAUAAAGAUCAUGCACCAAAAAUCUUCCCUCAAUCAAAGUUGCCACUAUCAGCAACGGAUGUUUUAUGGAAAUUUUGGGGUCCAAGGUAUAAAGGAGACUACUUGAAGGAUUUGUUAAAGGAAGAGCUUGGAGAUACAACACUCAAGGAAACUAUUACACAAGUUAUAAUUCCUACAUACGAUAUUAACCGUCUUUUCCCUUUGAUUUUCACAACUGCCGAGGCUAAAAUGGACGAGUCAAAAAAUCCAAAAUUGGUUGACGUUUGCAUGAGUACCUCCGCAGCACCAACUUACUUACCCUGUCAUGAAUUUGAAAGUAAUGGAAGUAGUCGUAAAUUUAAUAUGAUUGAUGGUGGAGUUGCUGCGAAUAAUCCCACAUUAACUGCAAUACUGAAUGAGAGAAAAGAGAUGAUCCUCCGGAGACAAUUAGCAACUGAGAAGAAUAAGGAAGCAGAAUUAAAGAUAACACCAAAAAGGAUGUUGAUCCUUUCUUUAGGGACUGGUUCAUUUAAAAAAGUUGGGAAGUAUAACGCAGCUAAUUCUUCCAAAUGGGGACUUUUCGAUUGGGUCCAAAAAAAUAAAACUUCACCUAUCAUUGAUAUUUUCAGUGAUGCAAGUGCUGAUAUGGUGGAUAUUCAUGUUGGUACUAUCUUCCAAUAUGAUCAUGAUCUUCAUAAGAAUGAUCCCGACAAAAGAAAUCAUCCUCGUAAAAAAGAUUAUCUUCGUAUUCAGGCUGAGAAUUUGACUGAUGAAUUAUGUUCUGUGGAUAUUGCAACGGAAAAGAAUUUAAGAGACCUGGAAACUGUGGGAGAGAAGUUGCUGGAUCAAAGAGUGUCGAGGGUAAAUUUGAAAACUGGAGAGUUUGAGGAACUUCCUGAUAAGAAAGAAAGCGAUGGAGAAACUGUUUUUGAAGAGUUUGAGGGACUUCUUGUUAAGAAAGGAACCAAUAGACAUGCCCUCAUUGAGUUUGCUAGACUUUUGUCUGCGGAGAGGAAGCGACGAUAA